Molecule: messenger RNA, 1531 nt
Organism: Dendronephthya gigantea
Lineage: Eukaryota; Metazoa; Cnidaria; Anthozoa; Malacalcyonacea; Nephtheidae
Product: bcl-2-like protein 2
Exons: 3
Coding region: 323-961 (212 amino acids)
Biological process (GO): extrinsic apoptotic signaling pathway in absence of ligand; intrinsic apoptotic signaling pathway in response to DNA damage; regulation of apoptotic process
Cellular component (GO): mitochondrial outer membrane
Molecular function (GO): protein heterodimerization activity; protein homodimerization activity
Source: RefSeq, a predicted model, not a curated record
UAUUUUACCACCAGUUCGUUGCUUCGCGUUUGACUGUGUCGAAGUUGAAGUACGGUUCCAACGAUAUAUUACCCUUUCUUAAAUCUCUUUUACUUGUUUCUAACCUGUACAAUCAAUCCCUGUGUUGUAAAUACUAGUGCUUAUUCUACAACUUCUAUUCAAGACUAGACAGAAGUUCGAAGCCUAUCCACUAAAAACUUACUGAAGGCCUUGGAAUUACUUGUUGUCUUACAUGUGAGGAGGAAACUCUAGAACUCAAAGUUACCAAAGUUUGGGAAAGAGUGUGUCGCGGCAGCCAUUACUGAAGUUCAAAAGUUGUAUAAUGUCAUUCGACUCGUGUAGCGAUUGUUCGUCUUCGGAUAGCCAAGAAAGCCCAACUGAGGAGUAUACUGAGCCUUUUGUUAAAGCUUUUUUGAAAGAAACUAGAGAUUUAGUCGUUGACUAUGUCGGCUUCCGUUUGAGAUCCAAAUUCAAGCAGUCCUGUUUGCGCGGACUUCCCCGUGAGAUUUUAGUUCCACCAGUCCAACCAAGCAACAGAGCCAAUAGUCUUCGGUCUCUCGCUAUGAACCUAGAAAGCCAACACGAACAGCUCUUCCAGCAAAUAUGCUUCAGAGUAGAUUUGUCAGAUUUUGAAGCACAGAAAAAUUUUAACAGCAUUUCGGAGGAGAUAUUCAGUAAUGAAGUGAAUUGGGGAAGAAUAGUUUCGCUCAUAACGUUCUCUGGCGUUGUAGCUCAUCAUUUUGUUGAGGAAGAACGCCCUGAAAUGGUGCUUGAAGUCAUUGACUGGCUUUUAGAUAUCUUCCGUGUGCAUCUCAUCAUUUGGAUAAUUGAAAAAGGUGGCUGGGAUGGAUUUGUGAAUCAUUUUAAUGGAAACAAACCACCAAAGUCAUUUUGGACUGGAGUACUUGCAAUGGGUGCUAUUGGAGCAGCUGGAAUUACACUUCUGGCAAUGUCAAAAUAGACUUAUUUCUGUUGUGACUUCUGUUGAGUCAGUUGGUACAUAAAACAUCUGAUUCAUAAUCUGUGAAUUAAUUUUCUUCAAAGUUGUCUCAUUAUUUGAGAUGUUAGAAUCCACUAUUUCACUAUGUGAAUAGAACAUGUAUAGUCUAUGUGGUUUUAUGCAAACCUUACUAAGAUUCUAAUUAUGACCCCAAAGCUCUGUAAAAAGGUAAAUUACUAGAUCUGAUUAAUUUCUAUCAUCCAUAAAACAUCAUGUGUGCUAACAUCAGCGUAUACGUGAAUUUCAUAGUGUAUAUUCAGUAUUAAAAAACAAUUGAACCUUCCAUUGUAUUUGAAAGCAUACUCAAUUACAUUUUAACAAAAUUUCUGUUUUGAAUUACUCCAGUCAAAACUUUGUCAAAUAUACCUAGGCUACAUUAUUUGCCAUGGUGAGUUAAAUUUUAACCAAUAACUGUUAGACAAUGUUGUAUACAAACUGUUAAUAUUAUUGCAGAAAAAUCUAAGCAUGUAUAUAAAAUUAUGUGUAUUAGACCACUCAAAAUAGUGGUUUUGGAACUUGUACUACUGCCGA